ACAAGAAUGCACACUGGGUGAUGCAGCUUGCAAGAAUCCUGAGUCUGAUCCAGAAGACUUUGCAGAUGAAGCAAAUACAGAAAAUCUUUAUGGUACCUCUCCCCCCAGCACGCCGCGACAGAUGAAACGCUUAUCAGCCAAACACCAGAGGAACAACAUAGGGAGGCCGGCCAGUCGCUCUAAUUUGAAAGAAAGAAUGAAUGCACCAAAUCAGCCUCUGCAUAAAGACACUGGAAAAGCAGUGGAGAAUGUGGAAGAAUACAGCUAUAAGCAGGAGAAAAAGAUCCGAGCAACUCUUAGAACAACAGAGCGUGAUCAUAAGAAAAAUGUACAGUGCUCAUUCAUGUUGGACUCAGUGGGUGGGUCUUUGCCAAAAAAAUCGAUUCCCGACGUGGAUCUCAAUAAGCCUUACCUCAGCCUUGGCUGUAGCAACGCUAAGCUUCCAGUUUCCGUGCCCAUGCCCAUAGCUAGAACUGCACGGCAGACUUCGAGGACUGAUUGUCCAGCAGAUCGUUUGAAGUUUUUUGAAACAUUACGACUCUUGCUAAAGCUUACCUCAGUCUCAAAGAAGAAGGACAGGGAACAAAGAGGACAAGAAAAUACAUCUGCUUUCUGGUUUAACCGAUCUAAUGAGCUGAUCUGGUUAGAGCUACAAGCCUGGCACGCAGGACGGACCAUUAAUGACCAGGACCUCUUUUUGUAUACAGCUCGUCAAGCCAUCCCAGAUAUUAUCAACGAAAUCCUCACUUUCAAAGUUAAUUAUGGGAGCUUUGCCUGUGUUCGAAAUGGAGCUAGUUUUAAUGGUACUUCAGUAGAAGGGCAUUGCAAAAGCCCUCACAGCACAAAGGUUGUGGGUCCCUCAACCUAUCACGAGCAUCUCCAGCGCCAGAGGGUUUCGUUUGAGCAGGUGAAACGGAUAAUGGAGCUGCUAGAAUACAUAGAAGCACUUUAUCCAUCAUUGCAGGCUCUUCAAAAGGACUACGAAAAAUACGCUGCGAAAGACUUCCAGGACAGGGUGCAGGCACUCUGUUUGUGGUUAAACAUCACGAAAGACUUAAAUCAGAAAUUAAGGAUCAUGGGCACUGUUUUGGGCAUCAAGAACCUGUCAGACAUUGGCUGGCCAGUGUUUGAAAUACCUUCUCCUCGACCUUCCAAAGGCAAUGAGCCAGAAGAUGAGGGCGAUGACACGGAAGGGGAGCUGAAGGAGUUGGAAAGUAGCACGGAUGAGAGUGAAGAAGAGCAGCGCUCUGACCCGAGGGUAUCAGAAAUCAGGCAGUCUACAGACAACAGUUCUGACACCCACUCGCAAGACUGCAUAUCCAAGAAGCUUGAGAGGCUUGGAUCUGAGGAGGAUUCUGUUGGCUGGGGAACACCAGACACCAGCCCGGAAGCAGGCUUUAGUAGACACUGUCUGACUUCUAUUUAUAGACCAUUUGUAGACAAAGCACUGAAGCAGAUGGGGUUAAGAAAGUUAAUUUUAAGACUUCACAAGCUAAUGGAUGGUUCCUUGCAAAGGGCACGCGUAGCACUGGUAAAGAGCGAUCACCCAGCAGAGUUUUCUGAAUUUCCAGAUCCCAUGUGGGGCUCAGACUACGUGCAGUUGUCUCGGACCCUGCCUUCCCGCGAGCAGAAGCGCAGCACCGUGUCGUGGGAGGAGCUGAAGGCCAUGGACUUGCCCUCCUUCGAGCCAGCCUUCUUGGUCCUCUGUCGGGUUCUUCUGAACGUUAUUCACGAGUGCCUGAAGUUAAGAUUGGAACAGAGACCUGCCGGAGAACCAUCUUUAUUGAGUAUUAAGCAGCUGGUGAGAGAGUGCAAGGAGGUCUUGAAAGGUGGCCUUCUGAUGAAGCAGUACUACCAGUUCAUGCUGCAGGAGGUCCUGGAAGACCUGGAGAAGACAGAUUGCAACAUCGAUGCUUUUGAAGAGGAUCUGCAGAAAAUGUUGAUGGUAUAUUUUGAUUACAUGAGAAGCUGGAUCCAAAUGCUACAGCAAUUACCUCAGGCAUCUCACAGUUUAAAAAAUCUGUUAGAAGAAGAAUGGAAUUUCACCAAAGAAAUAACUCAUUACAUACGGGGAGGAGAAGCACAGGCUGGAAAACUUUUCUGAAUGCUGUUGAAAUCUACAGGAAGUUUUUUAGAAUUUGGCUUACAGGAGAGCUGUGCUGAAUUUUGGACCAGUGCUGAUGAUAGCAGUGCUUCAGACGAGAUAAGGAGGUCUGUUAUAGAGAUCAGCCGGGCGCUGAAGGAGCUCUUUCAUGAAGCCAGAGAAAGGGCCUCGAAAGCGCUUGGAUUUGCUAAGAUGUUGAGAAAGGACCUGGAAAUUGCAGCAGAAUUCACACUGUCAGCCCCAGUUAGAGACCUCCUGGAUGUUCUCAAAUCAAAACAGUACGUUAAGGUACAAAUUCCUGGGUUAGAAAACUUGCAAGUGUUUGUUCCAGACAUUAUUGCUGAGGAGAAGAGUAUUAUUUUGCAGCUACUCAAUGCAGCCGCAGGAAAAGACUGUUCAAAAGAUUCAGAUGAUGCGUUAUUCAUUGAUGCCUACCUGCUCCUGACCAAGCAUGGUGAUCGAGCCCGUGAUCCAGAGGAUAGCUGGGGCAUGUGGGACGCCCCUCCUGUCAAAGUCGUGCCUCAGGUGGAGACUGCUGAUACCCUGAGGAGCAUGCAGGUGGAUAAUCUUUUACUGGUUGUCAUGGAGUCCGCCCACCUCACCAUCCUGAGGAAAGCUUUCCAGCAGUCCAUCGAGGGGCUCAUGACUCUGCGUCAGGAGCAGACGUCCAGUCAGCCGGUCAUUGCCAAGGCUUUGCAACAGCUAAAGGAUGACGCGUUAGAACUGUGCAGCAGAGUCAGCGAUGCCAUCGACCGGGUGGGCCACAUGUUCACGUCAGAAUUUGAUGCCGAGGUUGAGGAGUCGGAGUCCGUCACUUUGCAGCAGUACUAUCGAGAAGCGAUGAUUCAGGGGUACAAUUUUGGGUUUGAGUAUCAUAAAGAAGUUGUUCGUCUGAUGUCUGGGGAGUUUAGACAGAAGAUAGGAGACAAAUACAUAAGCUUUGCUCGGAAGUGGAUGAAUUACGUCCUGACUAAAUGUGAGAGUGGCCGCGGUACAAGACCCAGGUGGGCCACUCAAGGAUUUGAUUUUCUGCAAGCCAUUGAACCUGCUUUUAUCUCAGCUCUACCAGAAGACGACUUCUUGAGUUUACAAGCCUUGAUGAAUGAGUGCAUUGGACACGUCAUAGGGAAGCCGCACAGCCCUGUUACAGCUAUUCAUCGGAACAGUCCCCGACCUGUGAAGGUUCCUCGAUGCCACAGUGACCCUCCUAACCCACAUCUAAUCAUCCCAACUCCAGAGGGAUUCAGCACUCGGAGCGUGCCUUCGGAUGCGCGGAGCCACGGCAGCCCCGCCACUGCCACUGCUGCUGCCGCUGCUGGUCUCCCCAGCCCCUCUGGCGGUGACUCUGCGCCGCCCAAACCCAUCAGCAGUGCCCAUGAUACCAGGGGUUCCAGCGUGCCUGAAAAUGAUCGGUUGGCUUCCAUAGCUGCGGAGUUGCAGUUUAGGUCCCUGAGUCGUCACUCAAGCCCCACAGAGGAGCGAGACGAGCCAGCAUAUCCGAGAGGUGACUCAGGCGGGUCGGCGCGGAGAAGUUGGGAACUUCGGACUCUUAUCAGCCAGACCAAAGAUACCGCUUCUAAACAAGGACCCAUAGAAGCCAUCCAGAAGUCGGUCCGAUUAUUUGAAGAAAAGCGGUAUCGAGAAAUGAGGAGAAAGAAUAUCAUUGGUCAAGUUUGUGACACCCCUAAAUCCUAUGAUAAUGUUAUGCACGUUGGCUUGAGGAAGGUGACCUUCAAGUGGCAAAGAGGAAACAAAAUCGGAGAGGGGCAGUACGGGAAGGUCUACACCUGCAUCAGCGUCGACACCGGGGAGCUGAUGGCUAUGAAGGAGAUUCGGUUUCAACCUAACGACCAUAAAACUAUCAAGGAAACUGCAGACGAGUUGAAGAUAUUCGAAGGCAUCAAACACCCCAAUCUGGUUCGGUAUUUUGGGGUGGAACUUCACAGAGAGGAAAUGUACAUCUUCAUGGAGUACUGCGACGAGGGCACGCUGGAGGAGGUGUCACGGCUGGGGCUCCAGGAGCACGUCAUCAGGCUGUACUCCAAGCAGAUCACCGUGGCCAUCAACGUCCUGCAUGAGCACGGUAUAGUGCACCGCGACAUUAAAGGUGCCAAUAUCUUCCUUACCUCGUCUGGACUGAUUAAACUGGGAGAUUUCGGAUGCUCAGUAAAGCUUAAAAACAACGCACAGACCAUGCCUGGCGAGGUGAACAGCACGCUGGGGACAGCAGCAUACAUGGCACCUGAGGUCAUCACUCGCGCUAAAGGAGAAGGCCACGGGCGUGCAGCUGACAUCUGGAGCCUGGGCUGUGUCGUCAUUGAGAUGGUGACUGGCAAGAGGCCUUGGCAUGAGUAUGAACACAACUUUCAGAUUAUGUAUAAAGUGGGAAUGGGACAUAAGCCACCAAUCCCUGAAAGAUUAAGCCCGGAAGGAAAGGACUUCCUCUCUCACUGCCUUGAAAGUGACCCAAAGAUGCGGUGGACAGCCAGCCAGCUCCUCGACCAUCCGUUUGUCAAGGUUUGCACAGAUGAAGAAUGAAGCUACGCAGUCUGUGGCCUGGUAGUGUACGGACUUGGGAAUCCCUUAGAUCACUACUGUAUGUAAUAUUUACAGAAAGACUGUGCUGAGAAGCGGUGUAAGCCUUCUUAACCUUCCGAGACCGAAGACUGCACAGGUGACACGUGUCACUUCUCCUGCUGCUCCCGUUUGUCGAUGUGGCACAGGGCCCCAGUGAUGGUGUCCACGAGGUUAAAGAAGCUGCAUGUUAAGUGCCAUUACUACUGUACACGGACCAUCGCCUCUGUCUCCCCUGUUCUUGCGUGACUGAGAACCGUGACAUCAGUGUAGUGUUUUUGACCUUCUAGGUUGAAAAGAAAUUGUAGUGUUAUCAGGCGUCCCAGACCUUGUUUUUAAUCUCCUGUUUGUUGAGUGCACUGACUGUGAAAACCUUACCUUUUUGUUGUUGGCAAGCUGCAGGUUUGUUAUGCAAAAUGCUGAUUAAUGAAAUAUAAGAAAAAGGUUCUUUUUUCAAUAAAUGGUUUAUUUUAGGAAA
This is a messenger RNA of Tupaia belangeri chinensis (Chinese tree shrew), 5156 nucleotides long. RefSeq names its product mitogen-activated protein kinase kinase kinase 4 (gene MAP3K4). Gene Ontology annotation, molecular function: protein kinase activity; ATP binding. Gene Ontology annotation, biological process: protein phosphorylation; MAPK cascade. NCBI's taxonomy places the organism in Eukaryota, Metazoa, Chordata, Mammalia, Scandentia, Tupaiidae. The record is from RefSeq and is a predicted model, not a curated record.